AUGACAGAUUCUUCGUCGUCUUCCUUCUUUUCUGAUUUUGGGCUGCUACUGUACCUGGAGGAGCUAAACAAAGAGGAAUUAAGUAAAUUCAAGUUACACCUAAAGAAUGAGGCCAUAGGACCCGGGUGCCACCCCAUACCCUGGGCUGAUGUGAAGAAAGCCAAGCGGGAGGAGCUGGCUAACUUGAUGCACAAACAUUAUCCAGGAGAGCAGGCUUGGGAUGUGGCUCUGAAAAUCUUUGGCAAGAUGAACCUCAAGGAACUGUGUGACAAAGCAAAAGCAGAGAUGAGCUGGGCAGCCCAGACCACAGGACCAGAGGACACCAGGGCUGGAGAGGCACAAGGUGACCAGGAGGCACUGCUGGGUGACAGAACAAAAUACAGAAUUCAAAUACAGGAAAGGUUUUGCCUCAUGCGAGAUAAGAAGUGUUUGCUUGGAGAACCUAAAGAUUUCCGUCAUGAAAUUGCCGAGGAAGGUAGAGAGCUGCUGGAACAUUUGUUUGAUGUGGAUGUCACAACCGGUGAGCAGCCGCAGACAGUGGUGCUGCAAGGGGCUGCUGGAGUUGGGAAAACCACCCUGGUGAGAAAGGCAAUGUUAGACUGGGCCCAGGGCAAUCUCUAUCAGGAGAAGUUCACCUAUGUUUUUUAUCUCAAUGCGAGAGAAAUUAACCAGUGGAGAGAAAGAAGCUUUGUUCAAAUGAUAUCAAAUGACUGGCCCAGCACAGAAGGCCCCAUUGAAAACAUUAUGUCCCAGCCAAAUAGUCUCCUUUUUAUUGUUGACAGUUUUGAUGAGUUGAACUUCGCCUUCGAGGAACCUGAGUAUGCACUGUGUGAGGACUGGACCCAGGUACACCCAGUGUCCUUCCUCAUGAGUAGUUUGCUGCGGAAAGUGAUGCUCCCCGAGUCAUUCUUAUUGGUGACGACAAGGCUCACAGCUUGCGAGAGACUAAAGCCCUUGCUGAAGAGUCAGCGUUCUAUAGAGCUACUGGGGAUGUCUGAGGAUGCAAGAGAGGAGUAUGUUUACCAGUUUUUUGAAGACAAGACGUGGGCCUUGCAAGUAUUGAGCUUACUGAGAAACAAUGAGAUGCUUUUCAGCAUGUGCAAAGUCCCCCUAAUGUGCUGGGUCAUUUGUACUUGUCUGGAGCAGCAGCUGGAGAAGGGUGGUGAUGUCACACUGACUUGCAAAUCCACCGUGGCUCUGUUUACGUGCUAUAUUUCUAGCUUGUUCACACGAGUAGAUAGAAGCUCUCCUAGUCUACCCAAGCAAGCCCAACUGAGGAGCCUGUGCCACGUGGCUGCCAAAGGAGUAUGGACUAUGACACAUGUGUUUUACAAGGCAAACCUCCGAAGGCAUGGGUUAUCUAAAUUCGAUGUCUCACUUUUCCUGGCCAUGAAUAUUCUUCAGAAGGAUACAGAUUAUGAAAACUGCUAUGAGUUCACCCACCUACACAUUCAGGAGUUUUUUGCAGCUAUGUUCUAUAUGUUGGAAGACAGCCAGGAACCCGAGGACCAUUCCUCUCAGUCUUUCACAGACCAUUCCUCUCAGUCUUUCACAGACGUGAAGCCGUUACUUGAAAGCACUAGUUAUAAAGACCCACAUUUGAUGCAGAUGAAGUGCUUUUUGUUUGGCCUUUUGAAUGAAGAUCGAAUAAAACAACUGGAGGAAACUUGUAACUGUAUAAUGUCGCUGGAGAUAAAAGGGAAGAUACUUCAGGAGAUGGAAAUAUUAGGAAAUAGUGACUAUUUCUCAUCACAGCUGGGAUGUCUGGAGUUGUUUCACUGCCUGUAUGAGACUCAAGACGAAGCAUUUAUAAGCCAGGCAAUGAGCUAUAUCCAAAAGGUUGUCAUUAACAUUUGUGGGAAAAUCCACUUGCUUGUGUCUUCUUUCUGCCUUAAACACUGCCGGCGUUUACGGACCAUCAAGCUGUCUGUGACUGUGGUAUUUGAGAAGAAGAUGUUCAGUUCAAGCCUCCCGGCUGGAACUUGGCAAAGGGAUGCCUAUUAUUGCUGGCAAGAUCUCUGUUCUGUGCUUCAUACAAAUGAACACUUGAGAGAACUGAACCUGUGUCAUAGCAACCUCGAUGACUUGGCAAUGAAGGUUAUUUAUCAAGAACUAAGGCACCCAAACUGUAAACUACAAAAGCUAUUGUUGAGAUUUCUUUCUUUCCCUGAUGGUUGUCAGAAUAUCGCUAGUUGUUUGACUCACAACCAGAAUCUGCUGCAUCUCGACCUGAAAGGAAGUGAUAUAGGGGACAGUGGAGUGAAGUCCUUAUGUGAAGCCUUGAGACACCCAGACUGUAGACUACAGAAUCUGAGCUUGGAAUCCUGUGACCUAACUACACUUUGUUGUCUGAACAUCUCCAAGACUCUUGUCAGAAGCCAGAACCUGGUAUUUCUGAAUCUGUCAACUAAUAAUCUAUUGGAUGACGGAGUGAAGCUGUUGUGUGAGGCCUUAAGACAUCCAAAGUGUUACCUAGAGAGACUGUCCUUAGAAAGCUGUGGCCUCACAGUAGCUGGUUGCGAGGAUCUCUCUUUGGCCCUCAUCAGCAACAAGAGGCUGACACAUUUGUGCUUGGCGGACAACAUCUUGGGAGACGAUGGAGUGAAGUUAAUGAGUGAUGUCUUGAAACAUCCGCAGUGCACUCUACAGAGCCUUGUGCUGCGACGAUGCCAUUUCACUUCAGUUAGCAGUGAACAUCUGUCAUCUUCCCUGCUAAGCAACAAGAGCCUGACACAUCUGGAUCUGGGGUCAAACUGGCUACAAGAUGAUGGAGUAAAGCUUCUGUGUGAUGUCUUUCGGCAUCCAAGCUGUAAUCUUCAGGACCUGGAACUGAUGGGUUGUGUUCUCACCAGUGCCUGUUGUCUGGAUCUGGCUUCUGCUAUUCUGAACAACCCAAAUCUGCGGAGCCUGGACCUCGGGAACAAUGACUUGCAGGAUGAUGGAGUCAAAACUCUGUGUGAAGCUUUGAGACAUCCAAACUGUAAUAUUCAGAGGCUUGGGCUGGAAUACUGUGGUUUGACCUCUCUCUGUUGUCAGGAUCUCUCCUUUACUCUUAGCAGCAACCAAAGACUGAUAAAAAUAAACCUGACACAGAAUACCUUAGGUUGUGAAGGAAUUGCAAAGUUAUGUGAAGUCUUGAGGUCUCCUGAAUGUAAACUACAAGUUCUAGGGUUGUGGAAAGAGGCAUUUGAUGAGGAAGCCCAGAAGCUGCUGGAAGCUGUGGGAGUUUGCAAUCCACACCUACUCAUUAAGCAUGAUUGUAAUGAUCAGAACGAAGAAGAUGGUUCCUGGUGGCAGUGUUUCUGA
Molecule: messenger RNA, 3306 nt
Organism: Miniopterus natalensis
Lineage: Eukaryota; Metazoa; Chordata; Mammalia; Chiroptera; Miniopteridae
Gene: NLRP14
Product: NLR family pyrin domain containing 14
Biological process (GO): regulation of inflammatory response
Cellular component (GO): cytoplasm
Molecular function (GO): protein binding
Source: RefSeq, a predicted model, not a curated record